Polyodon spathula (Mississippi paddlefish) is the source of this 2755-nucleotide messenger RNA. Its product is annotated as Krueppel-like factor 15. The coding region runs from base 246 to 1445 and encodes 399 amino acids. The transcript has 3 exons. Gene Ontology annotation, biological process: regulation of transcription by RNA polymerase II. Gene Ontology annotation, molecular function: DNA-binding transcription factor activity, RNA polymerase II-specific; RNA polymerase II cis-regulatory region sequence-specific DNA binding. The record is from RefSeq and is a predicted model, not a curated record. Lineage: Eukaryota; Metazoa; Chordata; Actinopteri; Acipenseriformes; Polyodontidae.
CUACUAUACAGGCAAGGAGCACAGUGUGUUCAAUGCCAUUGCUACAGUCUAUGUCAAGGGCAAGUUCACAGCACUAAACAUUUUCAAGGGGAAAACAAACAACUACUUUGUACUUGGGCUAAAGGGAUUUGUUAAUUCUGCAGGUGGGCUUAUUCAAACUUGGACAGCACCUGCUUCUUCAUAUAUUGUGCCUGGCUUGUGUUUGUCAGUCCAAAACAGCAAGACUCCAGGGUUAUCAAGUGGGAAUGGUGGAUCACUUUCUGCUUGCAGAGGAGACUUUUCCCCCCACUGGUUCUCCAGUGGCCUACCUGUGUGACAUGGUGACUGAUGCUGGCACCUAUCAGAUGCUGCCCUCCCCCUUCUCUGAGGAUGAGUUGAGCGACUCUUCAAGCUUUGGGUCAUGCUCCAGCCCUGAUUCUCAGGUACUCAGCUCCAGCUGUGGGAGUAACUCAAGUGCUGAAAGUCAAGACAGCAUCUUAGACUACCUUCUAUCCCAGGCCACCUUGGGGAAUGUCCAAGGGUCUUUGUGGGACAGGAAGGAAUCCCAUCCAUUGGUGAAGGAAGAGAGCUUUGAUUUUCCAGUUUUCUCUGUGGACAUGAACGAAUCUGGACCAUUUCAGCCCACCCUGGAAGAGAUUGAAGAGUUCCUGGAAGAAAACAUGGAGAUGGCACUCAAGGAAGAGGCUACCGACCAGGUCAUCUGUACAAAAAGUGGCAACCAAACAUCAUCUGCAGGGCAGCUGAGAGACCAAACUGUACCGUGCGUGAGUGUCUGUGAAACCAAAAGCGACCAGUCAGACGACACCACGAAAGAAGAUGUCUCAAAACAGACUGUUGACAGCGGGGUCCCAGUCAUUCUUCAGAUUCAGCCCAUCCAAAUUAAGCAAGAAAAAAGCCCAACUGUGCCAUCACAGCCUCCGCAGCCAGACAUUAAAAUCGCCCAGCUGCUGGUCAACAUUCAGGGACAGACCUUCGCUCUUGUGCCCCAGCUGGUGCAGUCCGCUAACCUCAACUUGUCACCCAAGUUUGUCCGUAUCGCCCCGGUUCCCAUUGCAGCAAAGCCUGUGGGAGCAGGAGAUGGUUGUCAGGGCCAGGUUGGGAUCCUCAUGGGCCAGAGGUUUCAGAAGAACCCAGCAGCGGAACUUAUUAAAAUGCACAAAUGUACUUUCCUAGGGUGUACCAAGAUGUACACCAAGAGCAGCCAUCUGAAGGCGCACCUGCGAAGGCAUACAGGAGAGAAGCCCUUUGCAUGCACCUGGCCAGGCUGUGGAUGGAGGUUUUCCAGAUCGGACGAGCUCUCCAGACACCGACGCUCACACUCUGGAGUCAAGCCUUAUCAGUGCCCAGUCUGCGAGAAAAAAUUUGCCCGCAGCGACCACCUGUCCAAACACAUCAAAGUCCAUCGCUUUCCACGAAGUAACCGGACAGUACGCACAACAAACUGACCCAGCAUACCUGUGUGUCUGUGUUUCUGUCUUUUACAAUGGACAGGAUCCAAGGAGAAAGAGAGAGAGGAACAGAAAGCACUUCUUUGUGGUACUGUGAUCAUUUAUUGUCCAACAAGCAAAAAAUACUUGAUGCUAUGUUUGCGUGAGUGUUUCUGAACACGUUUCAGAGUACGCUGUUGUUGUCCUUCCCUCCCAAGUAAAAGAAAAUAGUGUUUUAUUUUUUGAAAAAGUGUGUUUUAAAUGAUAAAGCUGGCUUCCUGGAAAUUAAUGAAGAACAGAUUAUUUUGUUGUUUAAAAAAAAAAAAAGAACUAUGUCUACUUUAAGCUAUUUGUGAUACUAGAGUCAAAGCAGUGGCCUUCAAGCAAUUUGAAAUCAAACCUGCCAGUUUAUCCUAUAGGAGGUUAUCAGCAUUCUUUCCUUACCGGCUUUUCAUUGAACCACUGCUCCCCUGUCGCCUUGGCAAUGACCCCUUCUGGGGUGGUAGCACCAAUGCUUGGGCUUUCACCCUAGGUCCUCAUUGUCCUGUCCCUUGAGUCUUCCAUAUCUGUACUGAUUCUGGAAGUCUGGAAUCCAGAAGGAUGGUACACUAGUCAUCUCUGUUACGCAUCAAGAAGUAUUGUAAGCAGCUGACAUGUCUGUCCACAGUUAGCAUACUACAAUAGUCAUUGCAGAAUGUAGUCAAUUGUAUGGCAAUUGUAAAAAAAAAAAAAAAAAAACAAAAAAAAAAAACAGUGGCUUAUGUUUAACAGUUUCAUGAAUAUGCAAUACCACAGUAAAGGGAACUGUAGUUCUUCACAUGAACAAAUCUGCCUCAGAUCAUAAAAUGUUGUUAUCAGAAGACCUACAAGCCUUUGUACAGCUUUUAUAACAUGAGGUUUUAGCUUUGAAGUUGUGAUUUUGUAGAUGCCAAUACUAACUGGAAAGCAAGGUGCUAAAGUUGUCAUCACAGCCACCCUCAAUACUGUAUAGUAACAUGUGAUAGAAAGUAAAGACUGAAAGGCUAGGUUAUUAAAACUGAGGCAUGACUGUAGAAUGUUGUGCCAGUGUUGUGUAUAGUCUCCUAUACAGCCCUGAAAUAAAACACUGCAAUUCUGUAUCUUAUGUAUGUGCUAUGAAGAACAUAUAUGUUAAUAUAUAUGUGUAGCAUACUGUAUAUAUGUGUGUACUUGUGAUGUAUGGAUACAGUGUGCCAUAUUGCAUUGCAUUCAUUCCAUUCAAUUUUGAAAUUAAUAUUUAAACAGAAGCUUGUAAUAGCAGGUAUUUUUUCACAUCCUAUGAAUGUAUGUAAAUAAAUAAUAAAUACAAA